Armigeres subalbatus is the source of this 1125-nucleotide messenger RNA. RefSeq lists its product as uncharacterized. NCBI's taxonomy places the organism in Eukaryota, Metazoa, Arthropoda, Insecta, Diptera, Culicidae. Bases 134 to 1015 code for a protein of 293 amino acids. The transcript has 3 exons. The record is from RefSeq and is a predicted model, not a curated record.
CCAAAUACAAAAGAGAUAAUUUCUUUUGACGUUUGCUUCAUCUUAGUCACCAUUGCGCCAUCGAAGUAGUAUUGACAAAAUCAAUUGCGAUUUCUUAAUUGUGUAUAGGUUCUCGCUGGUACUUAAAACAAAGAUGAAUCAGAAAAAAAAUAAUAAACCACAGCGGCCAUCAACGCCAUCCAAAAUCCCCCAGCGCAAAUCCAGCAAAGAAGUACUCAAACUGCCACCCCGGCUUCUCAAACCCACCAGCUCUGAAGCAUCGCAAGUGAUCGAUAGUCCUGCGGCGGUAUUCGAUCUGAACGGUCGUAAAAUGAAGCCCGAAACAGGCGUUCAAGCCGCUGCUGCUGUUGCAUCAACGAUCGUGUCUGAAGGGAACGACUCGGAAACGAACGAGGAAGCAACCGAAACUACAUCGUCACCAUCCGAGGAAAUUGCUCCGGCGCCGUCCGAAAUGACCGUUUUGUCGGAAAUGUUCAAACAACAAGUGCUGCAGAGCAUUCUCGAUCCGGACGGAGGUAUACUCCAAAGCAUGCUGGAAGGUUCAAAAUGUUCGAUCGGAGACGGUGGCUUUUCAAGUGAUAGCAACUUUGACGUGUCACGCAGUCAUGCCGUUUUCAACUGCAGUUACGAUGGUGGGCGUCCCAGUUCCCCCGUUUGUCGUCACAGGAAGGGCAGUCUGAGGCUGGUCAACAGUCGGUGUAGCUUCGUAAACAUUUGUCAGGAAGAGUGUCCGCCUGGAAGGAGGGUGGAACGAAGGCGCGGAUUUCCCUGGCUGGAGCUGUGGGUUGGCCUCUCGUUUUUGUUGACCAUGCUGCUGAUGGGCAUCGUUCUGUUACUAAACGUGGAACAGCUGACCGCCAUCUGGAAUGGGGAAGAGUGGGUGAGGAGGGUGCCAACACUGCCAUCACUCGAGGAGGAAUCUUUCUUUGGUAGAAUGACUGAUAUUUUGAUGAAAUUAUGGAUGAGUUUGAAGGGCUUUAUUGGGUCGUCUGAUGGGUCGAAUGAAGAUAUUUAGGAAUAGUAUUUUCACUAGCUUUAUUGGCUUCACAAAACAUUUUCAUUAUUAUAUACAGUAUUUGAAGUUUUGCUAUUAAAAGUAAGGAAUCCCUGGUAAAUAAAAGGCGA